GGUAGCCUGCGCGUUGCUUCGUUCAGGCGGUCGCGCAACGUGUUCGUAUUCGCUCCUAUUACGAAACUAUAUAGUUAUUUUUCGACGUUUUUUUGAAUUAAAACCGGAGAAAAAUAACGUCCCACGACCUUAUGUUGCAUCGAUCUCCUUCCCACGUUUGGAUUUUCUUGUUACCGGUGCCGAAUCCGUCCGCCGACAAUGGUCUGCUAACGAGCUAAAUUUUUAACUUAGCACCAUCUGAACAAUGAUCCUAAAAAAAUUGACUAAAUGCUAUAGUAACACUAAUUUUAAACAUUCAAAUUUGAUCGUUUCGCGAGUGUCCAACACGUAAGCGGGAGUUCAUCCGCGUCAUAUUUUAGUUGCUGGGGUGAUAGUAAGUGCGAGUAUAGGCAAAAUGACUACCAAGUUCGCCAGGAGGUGUACGUCCGUGUUGGCGUGUGUCGCGAUAGUCGUGCUGGGGGCUAUCAUCGUGGUGGUGUGGGUGCAGUUCAGUCAAGGUGCCUUCAAGAACAAGCAGCAAUACAACGUGCUCAACGUAACCACCACGACCUCGGCGCAGGAGGGCCCUAGGCACCUCAACAGGUCCAGACACAAAGAAUACAUCGAAAGGACUCAUUUAGAAGAUUUAGGACAUUCGUCGGAUGUAGAAUUCGUGAAACCUCUGAAAAUAAGCCCACUGCCACUACACGACCACGACAUUUUAUAUGACAAACUUCACAAUAACCAUGACAACCCAGUGCUAAGACACCACAGCGGCCAUUUUAGACACAGGACGGCGGAAGUUUGGGACCCCCAUCCUCAAUACGAGAUCGAUGCUUUUGACAGGAAACUUCUUUUAGAACUAGAACAUAACAGCAAAUUCGUCGCGCCAGGAUUACAUAUCAUCAACCACAUCUGGGACAAUCACACGCAGAGGGUCAAACAUGACCCCAAGAUGUCGGGAUGUUUCUACACUGGUCAAGUUCGGGGUGACCCCGGAUCUAGUGUAGUAGUGUCUCUGUGCCACGGAAUGACUGGAUAUAUCAGGACUUCCGAGAGCAACUACUACAUAGAACCUGCUGAGAAAUUCGCCAACGGCACCUUAGGAAGCCUUAUACACAGGAUAAAGAGACUGCCUCAUCCGCCUAAAGACACAAACGAUGUCGUAAAUGAACCCGAAGAAUCUUGGGACAGCAAUGAAAACCGGACCAUCAUCGAGGACGACUACGAGAUAGUGGAACGCCAUCGAGACCACAUACGGAAGAAAAGAGAAAUAGUAGUCGACGAAGAAACUAAGACUGCCUAUAUCGAGACUUGCGAUAUCGACACGGAUAAGGAUUAUUCAAUUUUGGACGAACUAUCCAGGGCGACUCGCGAGAUCGAAUGGGGCAGCUACGCCAAAACCAGUCAGGAGUACUUCGUGAAGGUCCUGGUGGUGGCGGACGAAAGUAUGGUCAAGUACCACGUAAGGGACGACGAUCUCCAUCAUUAUAUUUUAACGUUGAUGUCUCACGUAUCACUAAUCUACAAAGAUGCAACAAUAGGAAACGCAAUUUCAAUCGCAGUGGUGAAAAUCGCUGUGUUAAAGAAUAACGACUUCGCUAAUAGUAAUUCUCAAGAUAUGUUGAGGAAAUUUUGCGAGUGGCAACAGAACAAUAUCUGGCAGAAGACCCACGACGUUGCUGUACUACUAACAAGGAACACCAUAUGUAAGAACUCGACAGCUAACCUGUGCAACACACUAGGGGUGGCAGAAGUGGGAUCUAUGUGUCGACCGUCGAGUUGCGCCAUCGUUAAAGAUAAGGGGCUCGCUUCGUCCUACACGAUAGCUCAUGAGCUCGGACAUGUCUUAAGUAUGCCCCACGAUGAAGACAGGAAGUGCGAACAGUACAACAAAGGGAAGAAGCAGAACAAUAUCAUGAAUAAGAUGUUGAAAAACGACACCAAGCCCUUUAUGUGGUCUCCUUGUUCCAGACACAUCGUCACGGAAUUUUUAGAUUCUAGGAAGGCGAAGUGCCUGAACAAUCCGCCCGACAAAGACUUGAUAACCUCUAGUCACACGAAAAUACUACCUGGGGAUAAAUUUGAGGUUGAUCGUCAAUGCGAAUUAGAAUUUGGCCCCGAAUCGAAAGUCUGUCCCUUCCAACCCCCUUGCGGGCAGCUGUGGUGUACUACGGACAUCGGCAAAGAGGGCUGCAAGACGCAGUGGUCCCCUUGGGCGGAGGGUACCAAAUGCGGGGAUCGAAGCUGGUGUUUCCGGAGACAGUGUAUACCGGAGAAUAGACAACAUUUUAUACCGAUCGACGGGGGAUGGGGCCCUUGGCAAGACUGGGGGCCUUGUAGUAGGACGUGUGGGGGAGGCAUCCAGACCUCGCAAAGGUAUUGCGAUUCACCCGAGCCAGUGAAUGGAGGAAAUUAUUGUAUAGGGGAAAACGUUAGAUACGCUUCUUGCAAUACCAUGGACUGUGAAUCGGGAACGGAUGAUUUCAGGGCAGUUCAGUGUGCCGAGUUUAAUGGAAUAACCAAGAACCUACCGAACUUAACCAGUAACGUGGAAUGGGUGCCAAAGUACGGAUUAGAGCAAAUAGACGAUAUGUGCAAAUUAUAUUGCAGGCCGAAAGAUUCCAACGCCUACUACUUGCUUAAGAGUAAGGUGUUAGACGGCACCAAAUGCGGUUUAACCAGCUUUAACAUUUGCGUUAACGGAAAUUGCAGGCCCGGCGGUUGUGACAAUAAACUUGAGUCCAAGAUGGACUUAGACGACUGCGGUAUUUGUGGAGGGGACAACAGCCGUUGUCAAGAGAUAAGCGGGACGUACAACAAACCUGCUGACACGUCCGGCUACAACAGGGUCGUAAGGAUUCCUAAAGGCAGUUCCAAUAUCAACAUCACUCAAGACCCGUAUCCCUACGCGAACGAUGAAAAUUAUCUCGUUCUGAUCGAUGGAGAAACCGGUAUUCCGAUAUUAAACGGCAACUACAUAGCCAUAACGCACGAGACGGACGUCAUUUUCGGUUCCUUGAUUAUCAAAUAUAGUGGGACUAACGCUACCGUUGAGUGGAUAACCACCCCGAAGAACCAUAAACUAACAAAGGAUCUAGUUUUGUCCGUUUUAUCGGUGGGUAAACUCACCGCGCCGCAUAUUACCUACCGAUACGUUAUAAACAAAGACGAAGCUCCCAGCUAUGGCUGGAGGCUCUAUCAGAAGCAGUGGUCGAAGUGCAAUUCGAUAUGCGACGGCAAGCAGUACCGGAAACCCGUUUGCGUGGAACUCACUACAGGGGGCGAGGUUCCCAACGGCUACUGCGAUGCCAUGGACGAGAGCGUUGUACAGAAGCAAGAGUGCAACACUCACUGCGAACUUACCUGGAACAUCGCUUCUAAAAGCCCCUGUUCUUCGCCGUGCGGCAAAGGAUACCGUCAAGUGCACUACGACUGCAUGAAGGUGUACAAGAAGCCAAGUUACAGCGAAAUCGUCAACGAAAAACAUUGUAGUGUCCUGGCCAGACCUCCCAUGUUAGAAAGAUGCGACUCGGUGUGCAAUUCUACAAGAUGGGACUAUUCCCCGUGGUCCGAGUGUACCAAAACAUGUGGAGGGGGGAUACAGAGGAGAACAGCCAAAUGCGUUGAUGACAAGUACACACCUAUAGACGACUCUUAUUGUAACAAUAGCGAGAUGAUUACAGAACAGAUAUGUAAUACUGAAAGAUGUCCGAACUGGACAUGGGCCGAAACAUCAUCUUGCUCGGCACCAUGCGGUGGCGGUUAUCAGAACGUAACGUACUACUGUGUGUUAGAUGGUAGAAUAUACGAGUACGCCUGUGACAUAAACUCAAGACCGCCCAUCAGGGUACCCUGCAAUGAGCAAGCUUGUGGACGGUGGGCCGCGUCGGACACCUACCACAUGUGCUCAGUGACAUGCGGAAAAGGUACAGAGAGCAGAAAAUUUAUCUGUAAGAAAUUUAAUUCGGAGGAAGUUCUUCACGACGAUUACUGCAGGGAUCUGCCCGUACCCGACGAGAAGAGAGCGUGCUACAGAGGCAGUUGUGAAAACCUGCCAAAUUACAAGAGGCCUUACAAAUACAACAACGACUUUGACAAUUCAAUCGUCUCUGAAAUUGACAACAGAUACGACACGUUUGAGUGGAUUCCGGGAGAGUGGAGCUCGUGCUCCCAAACGUGUGGCGGCGGCAUGCGCACCCAAAUAUCUCACUGCGUCAACGAACUGGGCCACGAAGACAAAACGAGGUGCGAUUCUAACCUAAAACCUAGCACUGUCAACCUGUGCAACACCCAACCGUGCCCCAAGUGGAUGACCGGCAAGUGGAGUCCCAGUUGCGAUUCUAACUGCGAAAGGCGUAGACAAGUGACGUGCGUGGAUUAUACGAACGUUGUGGUAGACGGACGCGAAUGCGACCAGUCUCAUAAGCCGGAUAAUUCUACAAGAUGUAAACUUUCCGAAUGCCCGAAUGUCAAUCGAAUAACGGAACACUACGGCGGUAAAGGGUACCGUUGGAAGGUGGGAGCUUGGAAGCAGUGCUCCAAUACCUGCGGUAAAGGCACUAGAAGAAGACUUAUUGAAUGCGAAGACCCUCUCAAUGAUAUAACUGUUGUCGAUUCCUUUUGCAAACAUUUGAGAAAACCGAAAGCCACAAAACCUUGCGAGCGAUACACGUGUAAAUACGCCUGGAUCGAGAGUUACUGGUCAAAUUGCUCCGCCCAUUGCGGUCGUGGUACCAAAACGAGGAACGUUACCUGCCACAGGGUCCAUCAUGGCGGAAUAGUGGACCCGAACCCACUACCGGACAUUUAUAUGAACAAAAUUCAUCACAAAAAUUAUUGUUCGUUGUAUAACAAACCUACCACAACAGCGGAAUGUACACUGGGCUAUUGCGGGGACAAAUACGUCUGGCAUACGGAACCAUGGAGACAGUGUUCUCAAAGAUGCGGCAAAAAGGGGAAGCAACUACGUGCGGUACACUGCGUAAAUCUCAAAACAAAAGAGAAGGUGUCUCGCAAUCUGUGUCGAAAAAAUUUGAAGCCCACCAAAAGACGAAAGUGCAACCAAACAAAGUGUCUAAAUAGGAGCUGCAAAGAGGUGAAAACCUCGAUGAAGACCAAAGAAAACAAGGACUACUUUAUAUCGAUUCAUGGACGACCGGUGCAAAUUUACUGCUACAAAAUGGACACACCCGAACCUCAGGAAUACAUCAGCUUGCAUCCCGACGCGAGGAAUUACGCUGAAAUUUACGAUAAAAGACUGAUCGACGUUCAAUCUUGCCCCUACGACGGACAAAGGAAGGAUAGCUGUCACUGCGACGCGGUCGGCACUGACAGAUCUGGCUUUACGAAAUUUUGGAAAGUACGAUUAAAUAUCACGUCCAUGAAAAUUAUUGGCGAUGACUUCACGUUUUCAAAACAAAUAAAAGGAAGGAGGAUAGCUUUCGGCACCGCUGGCGACUGUUACAGUUCUGUGAGGGGAUGCGCGCAGGGCAGGUUCUCCGUUGACCUGACACACACUUCCUUCAAGCUGGCUAAAAACGUGCGGUGGGAGGAAAUAGGGUCCUAUGCGUCAUCGGAAAUAUACAGACAGGAAACUGUGGCGUCGGGCAAAUGCGGCGGAUACUGUGGUAACUGCGUGCCGGACCCGGACAUCGGCUUAGCAGUGGAAAUCACUUAAAACCCAAGCAACGACAUUUUCAUGUGUUCAGAGAGGCGAAGACCAGAUCAGAGAAACGUACAAUCAAAAUAAGGUUGCACUAAUUCAAUUGGAAACAAAAAAAACGUGGGAGAUUCCAAAAGAAGAUAACGACGUACAUUUUUAAUCUUUAUUAUUUAUUUUUUAUUUAGUUGGGCUUACUACUAAAUUAGUCCGUACUACUUCUCUCCUUGUAACCUAUUAAUGAAGUGUUCUAGGUCACGUGAAGAAAUUGGAAUAUUUCGAAGAUAUUUCGACCAAAGUAUAAUUUCUAAGGGCAGAGUUAGCCAUAUGCAUAUGAAUGAAAAGAUUUGGAAACGUGAUUAUAAUUGUUUUUUACCAAAACUCCGGAUUGUGACUAACGGAAAUGCGCAACGACUUAUGUAGUGACAGGCUAAAAGUAUGUAUUAAUUACAUGGACAAAAAUGUGUCAUUAGAAUUUUAUUUAUUAAUUUUUCAUUUUAAAGUUACUAAAAAGUAAGCACUGUUUGUCAUUUAUUAUAGUCCGGAACGAUACAGAGACGAUAGCAAAGUUAAAGUCGAACUGAAAAAACAAGGGGUCAAUCAAUCCGAGUCCGAAUAUUCUGGUUUACUUCACUCUACUUACGUUUUAAAUACCUUCGCAUAGAGACAAGACUUGAUUUGUAUUAUACGUUUGCCCAGUAUUUUAGUAUAUUAAUUGUUUACUCAGACCCGGUAUAUUAACGUUACAUACAUACAAUUGCCAUACCGUAAUCGUACAUUUGACAUUACUUAUUUAUUCUAUAUCCUGCGCCCAAAAAUCAUUGUUCGGUCAGAUUAAUGUUGAUUUCACGACUAUCGAGAGAGUCGUCGGGCUGGUCCCCGAAAAUUCACACGGCAGCUAUCGGUCAUCAAAACAGAAUUCCGAAGGGUUUCUCAAAACAUAAUAAUUUUUGAAGAUCAUCGCAAAAAAGGAGUGUAAAAUUUUAAUUACCUCCAUUUUUUGAUACAGUCUGCGGAAACAUGAUUUUUGGAAUCGCCAAGGAAAUAAUGGGUUUUUAAUUUCAACGAAUACUUUUUUUUAUAUCUUGACAAUCAAACCGAAAUAUUAUUUGCCAAAUAACCACCGCCACAAUACGCAAUUACAAAAUUUUCCGCAUAAAAUUGACAAUUAUUUACUAACAUACCUAGAUAUUUUCAUUUCCUAUGAAUUAAUUGUAUUAAUACGAUAUACUGACUACUGCCACCAGAGAUGUAUGAUCAUACUUUAUAUAUUUUAAACCUACGUUUAAUUCUGUCUCAUAUUGAGACCUUUUACUAAUACUACUAUUAUAAAUAUAAAAACCGAGUAUGUUAGGUUAAUUUAUGCAACACGAACUGUCCUAAUUAAUAAUUUUUGUCCGUAGGCAACAACGGUUGCAAAUAUUUUUAAUACUCGACAAUUUU
This is a messenger RNA of Anoplophora glabripennis (Asian longhorned beetle), 7084 nucleotides long. It is a transcript of the gene AdamTS-A, whose product is annotated as A disintegrin and metalloproteinase with thrombospondin motifs 9. Gene Ontology annotation, cellular component: extracellular matrix. Gene Ontology annotation, molecular function: zinc ion binding; metalloendopeptidase activity. The transcript is spliced from 33 exons. The coding region runs from base 395 to 5659 and encodes 1754 amino acids. Lineage: Eukaryota; Metazoa; Arthropoda; Insecta; Coleoptera; Cerambycidae. The record is from RefSeq and is a predicted model, not a curated record. Gene Ontology annotation, biological process: proteolysis; extracellular matrix organization.